Molecule: messenger RNA, 5788 nt
Organism: Ostrea edulis (European flat oyster)
Lineage: Eukaryota; Metazoa; Mollusca; Bivalvia; Ostreida; Ostreidae
Product: polypeptide N-acetylgalactosaminyltransferase 13-like
Exons: 14
Coding region: 406-2139 (577 amino acids)
Cellular component (GO): Golgi apparatus
Source: RefSeq, a predicted model, not a curated record
AUUGUAUUAAGUCCCGUACGUCAUUUCCGGGUUCAGAAAAUUCGUGAGACGUGGAUGAACAGAAGAUAUAUUUGUUAUCGCUUUCUGUGUGGAUCACAGCUGUUGAAUAUUGAUUGUAGGUGUAAAAUUCCCGCGGAAAAUCUACCUGAAGGGUCCGCGCGGAUUCAAACCCAGCAGCAUUCUGCAAGCUAGCUACGGGUUGUAUUUUUUAUCGAUCUGAGACCGAAUUGACAUAAAUUUCGACUGAUUGACCUGAGUGACAAGUGUGUCGUAUGAGAAUGCUUGCAUGUUGGCAUUAAUGAUCGUGGGCGAAAAUAAAAAGCAGCCAUGGAAGAGUGAAUGGGAACGAUUGACAAAAUGAUGUGAAUUUUCCUGAGAAGUUUUGUUCAGACGUAUUUAGACAGAAUGGUCAGCAGAACUCGUCUCCAUUACUGCAAAAUAAUUCUAGCCACCUCGCUAGUGUGGUUCCUUCUGGAUGUCUUCAUACUGAUGUACUUCACGGACUGUGCCGCUAACAGUGGCAACACAAACUGUAAUGAACACAGAGAGGAGUCCAGGAGGCAUCAGGACAGCGGAGGAGGGGGGUUCCUUGGAAAACUCCUUCCCAAAGGUAUAAUACAGCGUGUGCCCACUGGACCUGGUGAGAUGGGCAAACCAGUGAGUCUGCCUGCAGACAAACAAGCAGAGGCCAAGGAAAAAUUUAAAAUCAACCAGUUCAAUCUGGUCGCCAGUGACAUGAUAUCCUUAAACCGGUCAUUACCGGAUUACAGGAUGGAUGCAUGCAAAAGGAAGGUAUACCCAUCGAAUUCCGAGCUUCCCGACACAAGUGUAGUCAUCGUAUUCCAUAACGAGGCUUGGUCCACUCUACUAAGGACAGUGCAUAGCAUUAUUAACCGAUCACCCAAGGAAUUAUUGAAUGAAAUCCUACUAGUUGAUGACGCUAGUGAAAGAGAGGAAUUAGGGAAGAAAUUAGAUAACUAUCUGGCAACUCUACCUGUGUCCGCCCGAGUCAUCAGGUCCGAGGAGAGAACAGGACUUAUCAGAGCAAGAUUAAAAGGUGCAAAAGAAGCGAAAGGAAAGGUGAUCACAUUUUUAGAUGCUCAUUGUGAAUGUACGGAGGGGUGGUUAGAACCAUUGUUGUAUGAGAUCCAUAAAGACAGAACUGCUGUGGUGUGUCCCAUAAUUGACGUGAUAGGCGACGACACGUUCGAAUACAUCACCGGCUCAGACAUGACGUGGGGAGGGUUUAACUGGAAACUCAACUUCCGCUGGUACCCCGUCCCCCAGAGGGAACUUGACAGGCGGGGAGGGGAACGGAGCAACCCCACAAAAACCCCCACUAUGGCAGGUGGUCUCUUCUCCAUAGAAAGGGACUACUUUUAUGAAGUGGGAUCCUAUGAUGAAGGAAUGGACAUUUGGGGCGGGGAGAACCUAGAAAUGUCAUUUAGGGUCUGGAUGUGUGGCGGCAAAGUUUACAUUGUCACAUGUUCCAGGGUGGGUCAUGUGUUCAGAAAAACCUCACCAUAUUCCUGGCCAGGAGGCGUGGCCCGCAUCAUCAAUCACAACACACAGCGCAUCGUAGAAGUGUGGAUGGAUGAAUACAAAGACUUCUUCUAUAAAAUCAAUCCUGGAGUCAGAAGCACCAGCUACGGAGAUAUUACAGAGAGGAAAGCGCUGAGGAAAAAUCUCAAGUGCCACAGCUUUAAGUGGUAUCUAGAAAAUGUCUACCCCGAGUCACAGAUGCCUGUAGAGUAUCAUGCACUUGGAGAGAUAAGAAAUAAAGCCACUGGGCAAUGUAUUGACAGCAUGGGGCGUAAAAGUGGAGAGAAAGUGGGGCUAGUCCAGUGUCACGGAAUGGGCGGGAACCAGAUUUUUUCGUACACAAAAAAGAAAGCUUUACAAACAGAUGAUGUUUGUCUAGAUGUGUCGUCGCUACAUGGACCCGUUAAAUUAUUCCAGUGCCAUGGAUUAGGGGGAAAUCAAAAAUGGGAGUAUGAUCGUCAGACAUUGGAGAUAAAGCAUUUAAACAGUAAACAGUGUCUCGGAGCAGCAGGGCCAAACGACAAGGACGCGCCGUCCAUCGGGCCGUGCGAUGGCAACGUUAGACAGAAGUGGGUUCUAACUGACAUGAAGUGGUAGUGAUAUAUUUGUCAGUCUUGCUUGUGCAAUAAUCAGUGAUUGACAUCCUGUUCUCAAACCAAUCUCACACACCCAAGGGUCAGAGGUUAAGACCCACCAAUCAAAUUACAGAGUCAUUCUGUGACAGAACAUGCAUAUCCAGAUUGGUGCUUGGAUUUCUAGUCACGUAAUCGUGUGUGUUAAAGUCAUUUGUUUGGAAUAGUUAACCCUGACUUGACCUAGAGCUUGCCGUUGGAGAAUUAAUGGAGUCGACGGUACAUCCUGUACGUCCUAUCAUGUUCGGAUUUCUUGUUAUGACGUGAUUAAAUCCUCCUAAUUCGUUAUAUUAUUUUGUUGAUACUUGGAUCUUUCUCUAUUAUUAUUUUGUAUAGUAUGUUUGCUGCAUUUUAAACACUGUAGAUUACUAUUAUAUUGCAAGACCUUAUUUUCACGAGGAUACAAUAAUAUAUCUAUUUGUGAGACAUAAUUUUGGGAAUUAUUAUUUAUUGCUUAAGUCUUCUAUAUGAAAGAUUUUAUUUGCAAGAACUAAAUUUUUGCAAAUGGCUUGUCCUGCAAAAUUGUGCAUAAAUAAUGUUCUUGUGAAUAACUUGUAAUUUUUACAGUAUUUGAAUAUUCUUUGUGAAUGGGUGGUUAGAAGUAGGUCAUGUUCAGAAGAGUGAUAGAUUUAUAUAUACCAUGUAUAUGUAUAAUUAGAUGAUUUAUGGACGGUGUCAUGGUGAUAUGUAUAGAUGCCUGAGGUAGAAAAGAAAUUGUCAUUAUAAUCGGAGGAUAUGUUAAUUUAUUGAGAAACAUUUACGCAGUGUAGUUGAUUCAGCAUAUCAUCUCUCCAUGCACUGCGAGACUGUGUAAAUAAGUUGUACUGUGUAUUGACGUGUAUGUUAAAAUCCAAUCAGUUGAGUGCAAAUGUUUUAUUGUCGAGUUUGAUUCCGUGUGGUAUAUAAUGUACUGGUGUGGUUUGAAAAGUAGAAUUCAUAAUGUUGGGCAGAGGUUACUGAAAAGACAGUAGAGCUUUACUGAAAAGAAAGUAGACAUUUACUGAAAAGAAAGUAGAGCUUUUGUACUUAAUGUCCAAAAUAUUUUGUGCAAGUUCUUGUUACCAACUGGAUACAAGUUCCCGAAGCCGAUUACAUGAUGUUACCAUUAUUUCUGAAGCUGUAUGAGUCUUUAAGACAGUAUUAUUUUUACAUGUAAAUGUUUUAGACUCGUUAACAAACUGCUCAUUGUUUUAUCAAUUGCCAUGUGUACUUCAUUUGAAUCGCUUCUGAUCAGAAUAUGUCUGUCUUCCGAUUUCCUGACUGUGAUUUACCUUUCACAAUUUCAUACUUUUAGACAGCUGCAUGCCACACUUAGUCCAAAUCUACAUCAAUACUGGGGAUCCUCUAUACCAGAGAUAAUAUUAAAAUAAAAAAAAAUGUAGAGCUCCGACGUGGUAAUGCAGGUUUCUUGAAUUCUCUGUAAGAAAUUUGAGGCAUAUUUUCUAAAACAGAUUAAUAUCAAAAUUAUCUUCAACUAAGCUUUUGGAAUAUAUUGGAUCAUGCAGAAUUUGACACAUUUCCUAAAUUCCGAUCAAGGAAUCCAAUUAAUAAAAGUUGGUUCCAGUCAACCUAAUCAAGAUCAGGUCUUACAGUUACUACAUAACAGAUAGAGAAGAUCUAAUUUCAAUUAGAUUGGGUUACAGUAUUUGUUUAUAUGAUCUAAAUUUCAAAAUGGCCACCAUGUUUUCCCAUAAUCUCCAAAAAUUCUGCAUUUUGUUUUGUUCAUUGUUCAGGAUGAGUGUUGUGGUCUGCGGACAUUUUUUCUUUUGGUUAAUGUAUAAAAUGUAUUUUCAAAAACAAUCCCAUCUUGACAGCAAUAUAUACAGUGUGUAGUUUAAUCACCGAUUAAUAUUUCUUAAAGUCAUGUACAUGUAAUUAGCAGAUUUGAAAAUUUAUGUUUUAGAUUUUGCAUGGUAAAUAAAUAUAUGUUGUGAAAAUUAUGAGAGAUGUUGAGAAGAUGCUUAGUUUUACAAGUUAUGUGUUCUGAGGUGUAUUGUAUGCUUGAGUGUCCAUUCAAAUUUUGAUACUAUCACGAAAUUAGAUACACAUGUAAUUUUCAGUUUCAUGUACAUAUGUAGCAUGUUCUAAUUCUUGCAAGUGUAUCAGCAUUUUGCAUCAUUUAAUAUUUACAAUUUUGGGCAGUAUAUAAUUAUUGCGUGUGAAUAAUACAAUGAUUUUAUAAACAGCAAUAUUAAACCCAUCCAGCAAUGUUCCUUUAAAGUCAUUGAUAACAAUUUGUACAGUAUUUUUUUUCUUUUUGGUUUCAGCAUUGGGAGACGUAGGCUUUAAAGAUACUGUAUGAUUUGUUGUUGUUGGUAUUGUGAAUUGAUGAAAUAUUUAUUACGUGACAUCUAACUUGCUGUUAAUUUUUUUUUGUAUUUCUAUUUUCUUAAUUGUUAAUUUUUUGCUCAGAGGACAUAAUUCUGUACUCACUGAAGCGGAAGGCAUUUUUGAACUUUGUACAAGUUGAAAACAUAAUGAUAGCAAAUAAUUCUAAUUAAAUGUUCAUCAUCUUUAAAUUUUCCAUUUACAUUGUUAAGGAAUGGACCCAUCUUCUCACAGUAUUGUGUACAUACAAGUUGAAGGGAAAACAGAUAUUUAAUACCAGGCUCGUAGGAAUGCAGGAAAAGGGGGUUACUGUCAGGAAUAUUUAUUUUUAGAAUUUUUGUAGAAAUUCAAUAAUGCCUUUAUUCCCUUUCGUUACCCCCUCUCCACUUAGAUUUUUCUUCCUACCAGCCUGAAUAGAGAUGUAUCAGAAAUAUGUCUCAACAUGACCAAAUCUUAAAUAUUAAAGAAUUAAUGCUUUUCAAAUCAGGAAAGGGGUGUGAUUUUUCUUAUCAGGUGUACAACAAGCACAAGAAUUACUCAGUUAAAUGAUUUGUAUGAUUAAUGCAUGAUUUACAAAACAAAAACAAAACAAAAAAAUCAAAAAUGAAAACAACAACACCAAAAAAAUUAACAAAAACAAAAUCGGCUUUAAUUUGUGUGGAUUUAGACAUCAAUAAAAAAGAAUCUUCGAUUAUACCAAAUUCAUGAAACAGGAAUGUGCAUAAUUUUGAGCAGUAACCAAGGUUUUGUGUCUCGCUUGAAAAAAAGGGGGCAUAACUGUUACUUUUAAUCUAUUUAUAGAAUUAUCACGUGAAUAUUUUCUGAACUUAGAUAUUGAGGCAGGGCACUGCAUCUAGUAGAUUAGGAGAAUGUGAUUAUUGUUAUAUCACCACACCUUUGUGUAGUCCUUCGAUACGCUACAUUCCACACACACUUGAGUAUCCGGAUAUAAAACUGCGGGCCAUUUAAAGUAUGUCUUUAGUUUUGAACCAUUCCAUCGUAUAUCCCAAUGCAUACUUAUUGUCAAUGAUGAAGGUUUGUACCCAUGUAAUUUAUUGAGGCAGCCCACUAAUGGGCCUCGUUAAAUGACGUCAGAGAAAAUAAUUUCUUCAGGACAAUAUUGUCUUCUAUGUAGACGGAUUUGUUUCUCAAUUUGAACGAGGGAAAGAUUUAUAUCAUUUUGAAGGUGUUUUUAUUGGAAGACUGUGUGGAAGAACUAUUACAUUGUAUGCAAAGUUUGUAGAAGAUAUUAUAAAUUAAUAGUAAUAAAAACUUCUUUAAAUUAA